AUGGCGGCUGAAGAACAGCAGAGUAAUGAUCCACUACCUCCGAAUCAUGCUCAGCCACCGUCUCCGGCGCCGGCUAUAGCUACUGGUGCACCUCCUGCCGCUUUGCCUCAGUAUCCAGAGUUGAUUAUGAAUGCAAUUGAGGCGUUGAACGAUAAGAAUGGCUCAAACAAAUCAGCAAUUUCAAAGCAGAUUGAGGCAACCUAUGGAAACCUUCCACCGGCCCAUUUAACCCUUCUUUCUCAUCACCUCAACAAGAUGAAGGCCAGCGGACAGCUCCUUUUUGUGAAGAACAACUACAUGAAGCCGGGCCCAGAUGCCCCGCCUCGCCGCGGCCGUGGCCGUCCACCUAAGCCGAAGAUACCUCUUCCACCCGGCACCGUUCUUCCUCCUCCUCGACCCCGCGGCCGCCCGCCGAAAUCCAGGGAUCCCAAUGAUCCGCCUCCUCCUCCUAAGCCGAAAGCUGCUUCUGGCAAGAAACGUGGACGACCGCCGAAGGUUUCGAAAACCGGUGUUUCUACGCUGCCGCCGCCUUCAACCGCAAUUGGAGCAGCAAGUGGGGUGCCAAGAGGCCGGGGAAGACCACCGAAAGUGAAGCCAGUCGUGGCUGCUCCGGUAGGGGCUUGA
Messenger RNA from Fraxinus pennsylvanica, 624 nucleotides. The record is from the annotation of a GenBank genome assembly. Lineage: Eukaryota; Viridiplantae; Streptophyta; Magnoliopsida; Lamiales; Oleaceae.